Molecule: messenger RNA, 702 nt
Organism: Racocetra persica
Lineage: Eukaryota; Fungi; Glomeromycota; Glomeromycetes; Diversisporales; Gigasporaceae
Source: the annotation of a GenBank genome assembly
GUUCCCGAAUUGAAAAUUCUCGAUCUUGAGGUAACUAGUAUCGACGUAGAUAUUGCAGUACCAAAAGAUUAUGCCGAAAGAUUGAUGUCUUUCUAUGCAAAUUGCUUAGUACAAAAAUCACUUGGUCAAUAUGGAGAUUCAUUUUUUUCAAUGUUACGCCUUAUACCAAUCGAUAAAUCCGAUGAACCAAAAUAUAGAGUUACUUUUGGAUAUAGUUAUCCAACAAAUCUUGAUAUUAAAGAAAAUAUAAAAAUUGAUGAUAAUGAUCCAAAAUCUGUUAUAAACCAUGCAAUGUUAAGAAUUAAACAAUUACGAUCACCUUGUGAAUUAACAGAUUUAAUGAUUAAAAUAUUAUCAUUGGUUCCAUUAUCCGAACCAGAUGACAAUUAUCCAUUUAAAACAUAUAAUCCUCCACGACGUCGUCAACUUCGUGAUAUUAAUCCAUUAUCUGUUCCUCCAUGGAAAGAUGAUAGAAUCGUUUUAUUAGGUGAUGCUGCUCAUGCUAUGAAUCCACUGUUAGGAUUAGGUGUAAAUAAUGCAUUACAAGAUGCCGACUUAUUGACCAAGGAAUUACUUAAUUAUGAGAACGACAAUUUAACCUCAUGCAUUAAACGAUAUAAUGAACAAAUGCGAGCUCGAUCAUCUAAAGAUGUUAUAGCAUCACGUAGCAUAGUAAUAAAACAACGAGACCCGGUGGGAACU